AUGUCUCUCUCCCUCUCCUUCCUCCUGAUCUUCUCAGCAAGCUUCUUCCACUGCUUUUCUGUCUUAAUAGGAACUCCAAACAUUCUCCCAGCAUGUGCCUCCAUUUCAUUCUUCCUGCUUUCCGACCUACUUUUUCCUACUUUUAGGAGUUUCCAUAUCAACCUGUCCAGCUUCAGCACAACUUUUUCAAGGUCCAUAACUGCAGCCUCUGAGGGCAUGUCCACUUCUGUGCCAACAAUGAGUUCUUGGCUUACGGGCGUACCGGCAAUCGUGCAAAUCAAGUAG
Encephalitozoon hellem ATCC 50504 is the source of this 285-nucleotide messenger RNA. RefSeq lists its product as uncharacterized. The coding region runs from base 1 to 285 and encodes 94 amino acids. The transcript has a single exon. NCBI's taxonomy places the organism in Eukaryota, Fungi, Microsporidia, Unikaryonidae. The record is from RefSeq and is a predicted model, not a curated record.